Messenger RNA from Rattus norvegicus (Norway rat), 9185 nucleotides. Lineage: Eukaryota; Metazoa; Chordata; Mammalia; Rodentia; Muridae. The record is from RefSeq and is a predicted model, not a curated record.
ACACACAAAAGCUAUGCUUUUUCUCAAAGCAAAACGCUUUACAAAUUCUCACGGGAGAAACCAGAGCAGAGACAAAAGCCCCGCCGGCCACACCCCCUCGCUCCCACCAAUCACAGAGGGAACGGCACUCGCGCUCUAGAGCCCGAGCCAAUUAGCUGCGUCGGAGCGGGCCGAAGAGGGCGGGGCGUCCGUUUCCAGAGAAGCCGCGGGCCGGUUACUAGCAACGUUUGGCUCCUGGGUAGAUGCAGUCUGUCCGCCGCUGCCUGUUCUGGUGACUCCUCGACUUCUCGUCCCGCGGUCCCUGCCUUUCCUUCUGGCCAUCUUCUCUUCCUUCUGCGCUCUCCGCCUGCCGAGGCGACCCUGGGCCGGGCAGACCUUAGAGAGCCCUACAGCCAUUGUAGGUAGUGGCGGCGGUGGGGGAUGACGUCAGGGCGACGGGCGAGCGCGAGUCGGGGCGGGCUCUGAGGGCGGGCCGCGGGUGACCCUGGGCACCCGGAAGUGAAACCCGGAAGUGAAACCCGUGGUGCGCACCCUCCCUGAACAGUGGGUCUUUGAUGCUCAGGUCCUCCACUUUUCACCAAGAGGAAAGCGGACAUUCUGCCCCUGCUUCCCGAGCUGUGGUCUCGGGACGUCGGGGAGAAGUUAGCGGGAGGAGGGGUCCGGGGUUUGGGUUGUUUCGGAGGUAGUGUUUUCCUAAUCUUGAAAAUGACAGUCCAGUUCUCGUCAUGCCCCGAGUCAUGCCCCUUGUCUCUGGCACUGAGUAUGUCAGAUAAGUAACCGCAACCUAACUGGCUGCUAUCGGUGACGCUAAAGGCCAAGUUUCUCUGUCACCUGCCUUACAGGGUGUCAAGUGUUUGAGGAUAAGAGUGCCUGGUUUAGGUAAAGGAUCAAACUGUAGAAAUCGUGCCUGCUUUUAAGCUUUACUUCAUACCUUUGAUUAUGGUAAGACUGGCCACAUUUGUAAUUUUAAAUACCCAAAUACGUUAUUAUUGUUGUUUUCUGCUAAUUGUACAACCGAUGUGUGUUAAUAGUUUAGUCCUUGUUUUUCAAGCACCUCAAGACCUGAGCAAAUGACCUCAGCUUUUAUCGGUCACUUUUGUUAACUCCGUACAAAUGGGAGUCAGGAUGAGUAUAGAAAACAUCUGCUGGACUGCUUUCUGUCAGAGGCCACUAGUACCCUCAACCCCACAUCCUCUGGUUUAGUAGUUCUCAAUUUAUGACUGAGAGGUUGUUCUGUAAAAUAAGUUCUGAUAACUCAGGCUUGUAAGUGGCUGUAAGGUAGGUUGGUUGAUUCAGGAUAACUACUUUAAGAAGGAGAAACUGGGAGAACGUGAAGACUGCUGAGAAGGCCCAGCUAAGCAAGCCCGAUUGGUUCUAAGUUUAAAGGGGGUGGGAUAAAGUAAGACUAGUCCAGUGGUUCUACUUCUUUUUUUUUUUUUUUUUUUUUUUUUUUGCACAUUACUGUGACUUUGGUCAGUAAAGGUUGUUCUCUUCUUACAGAAGAGGAAAACAAGGCCCAGUGUGGCUAAUGACUAAGUGAUUGUCUAGAUCCUGUCAACAUUAAGAAUUAAGAAAAGAUGUUCUGUGAGUCCUGUCCAGUAGUCUGUGCUGGUUCCAGGCCAGACUAGAAUGCUUAAGUUCUGUUUGCUCAACUUGUUCUCAGAUUAGAUAAUGAAGAAGAAUAAGUUUCUCUGUUUUAAAAAAGGAGUUUUCUAAAUUAAUUGUGGUACUUGAAGGGAUAGUGUAGAAAAUUAACUCACAUGUAGACCAAUCCAUGCUUCAUGGGCAAAUGAAGUGUAAUGUUUACAUAUGACCUUUGUACUAAAUUCCUGCUGUUCCAGAAUUCUCAUUCCUAUGUGAUGUCCAUGUCUCUAUUACUCACGAGAGCAUUUUAGUUGAUUUCGUUAAAAUAUGAGAAAAUGCACUGACAUUUCAGCUUAUCUCUGUGUUCUAGUUUAUUUCUUUAUUGCUGUGCUUGAAACACUGGCUGGAAGCAACUUGGGAGAACGUGGUUCAUUUUCACUACAGGUUACAGUCCAUUCUGAGGGAAACCAAGGCAGGAGUUCAAGGAAGGAACCAAAGUACAGACCACAGAGGAAUGCUGCUUGAUACCUUGUUCCCCUUGCUUCGUUUAGCUUGCUUACUAUACAACCUGGAACACCUGCCUGGGGUGACAAUGCUCACAGUAGGCUGGGUGUUUCUAAGUCAGUCAUUAAUCAAGAAAAUGCCCCUACAAACAUGGUCAAAGACCAGGCCGAUAGGGACAGUUCUUCAGUCAAGAUUCACUCUUCCAUAGUGACUGAUUUGUGUAAAGUUAACAAAAAGGGUGACAACUGACACCCAUCUACUUGACACACAAACACAUUAUCAUUAAACCAUAACCUUUCCUUUCUUGUUUAUCCUCAAGAUCUUUUGCUAACAUUGCUAUAUAAAACACAGAAUAACUUUAAAACCCCCAUAGUCUUUAAAAGUCGAAACACUUUAAAAGUACAUGGUUUCUUUAAAAUCCAAACAACUUAUAUAUUUUCUUGUUACAAGAGCACAGUAACAAUCAGAUAAAACCAAAACCAAACUCUGAUAACAUACGUAACCCAAUCAAUGUCUGCUGUCCGGAACUCAUUGAUGAUUGGGCUUCAGAGCACUUAGUACAGCCUCACCUUUCCAGUUUUGCCCUGGGAAGCUUUCUUAGGUCAGCCGUGAACCACCCCUGCUGCUAUCCUUGAUGGUCAUCCCUGGUCCUAACAGUGUCCUGGUCUGCAGUGUCCUAAGGUCUCUAUUACAAUUGAGGCUGCACUCUAACCAGUGGCCUUUCCUGUCCUUUCGUUGCACGAGUCCUCAGUUUCUUCCCAUGGUGCUUCAAUCUUUGUGCCUCCAUUGUGACUGAGGCUGCACUUUCUCCAGUAACAUCUCCUGGGUUUUCCUUAGAAACUCUUGCCUAAUGGUUCCAAGCCUUAGUUUGUGUUUAUUGCCUCUUCAGUCCUGAGGCCUCCACUAUGAUGGAGGCUGCUCUGUCACCAGUGGCUUUCGGGCCUCUGUGCUGGGACUCCAGUCCUGCUGUUUGGUGCCAAACCACAACUGCUCUCUGUGAUCCCUUUACUCCUUCAAAACCAGUACCAUGUGUGAAAAUCUUAACAAAUUACUAAGUUUAGCCACCAGCUUAAGGUACAGCCUUGGUCUCCCUGGACCAUAGCUUCCAGGGGAAUUCACCCCUGCAAUGCCGGCCACUUGGUAAUUAUAGCUAAGUUUGCAGCCUCAGCUAACCAGCAUCUGCUGUGAAGCAGAGGCUUUGUUUCAGUGCUGGCUGGCCUCCUGUUGACUCUGCAGCCCCAGGUGACCAGAAGCCACAGAUUCUUAUUCAAGUUAGCCUCUCUGAAUCAUAAAUGUCCCUGUCCCUUCCCCACCCAAUCAUUUUGGUAGCUUUUACUUAGAAAUCUGUUUUCCUGCUUUGGUCAUUUUGCUUACCUGUUUCUAAGUUUCACAUUUUUUCCCCCCACUGUGGAGUCUAAAAUGCUGUGCAGUUCCUUCUUUGAUAGUUUUGGCUCGUUUCCAGAAUACAGAGAACGGCAUCUUUCUUAAUCUGCCUUGUGUUUCUCACUGAGUGUCUGAGUUUUGGAUGUUGUUAAUAGAGCCUGCACGCUAUUGUUUGAAGUCACUGAAGUUUGAUUUUCAGAGAUUGGUGUUUAGAAAAACAAAUAAGAGCUUAUGGAAUUCUGUGCUUUCUCAACCAGGAGAGUAGUUUUUAACCAACAUUUGCCUAAACUGGUCUAGGUGCCAUGGUCUUUCUCUUCUAAUGUCCUUGUUUCUGAGCAUCCAUCCGUUAACACGCUUAUUGAUCAAAAUGGAACACAGUUCUGUGGUUAUAGCUACACCAGCAAUGCCAUGAUCACCUCUGACAGAUUAAAAAUUAAGACUACUGAUAUUUAAGAAUUUGCUCAAAGUGUGUAGGAUGGGCCUUUGUUCUACUACUGACAAGUUGUACAAAAGGGCAGUGUCUGUCAGUUGGCCAUACCUUGCACAUCACUGAAAACUCUGGCAGAACCUCAGUUUCUACACAAAAAUGCCUUUAGUAAACAGAAAUGAGAGGAUAUUUUAUAAUGAUGGGAUUUUUUAUAGAUUAAAGCAAAGUAUAGCAUUUUUGUUCAGCAUGCAAAUAGUGUUAUAUUAAGGAAAAGUGUUAUACCUGCUCAUCUACUUUUGGUUAUAGAAUUGGCACAGCACAAAAACAGUGGCAUGUCUUCAGACAUGUGCAUAAUCUUUGUGUCACAGAGUAUGAUUUCUUAUAACUUCUGCGAGAAUAUGUGAAGCUCACCCGGGUCUCUGUCUUGUGUUUUGAGGAAUCUCGGAUGAUAAUAUCAUAGAAGUCAUUCUUAGAUCCCAUCCUGCUUUCGUUUCUCUUGCUAUGAUAAAAUGCCUCAACAGAGCAGUUUUAAGAGAGGGACAGUUGUUUGACUUACAAUUCAGAUUACAGCUCCUCAUUGCAGCCAAGACAACAGGAGCUGAAGCAAUCAGUCACACUCAUAGUCAGGACCUGAGGGAGACUGAAUGCACACAUGCUUCUCUUUGCUCUCUGUUUUAUUUAGGGCCCAACCCAUGGAAUAGUGACGUGUACACUCAGGAUGGUUCUUCCCACCUUAGCCCAACUAAGCAAAUCCUGACAGGCAUACCCACUGCCCAGUUAAGGCUGUUUCUCAUUGAGACUGUCUUGCCAGGAUUCUAGAUUGUGUCUAGAUGAUAAUUAAUCACAGGUCCCCAUUUCUACUACAUUUUUACAUUAUUUACCAUUUUAGAUGUUGUUAAUAUUUGUAGGUGAUGAAGCAAAAAAAUUUACUUUAUAAUUUCUGAUAACAUUUUAGAAUAGUUUGUGUAUUUCUGUGUGUGUGUGUGUGUGUGUGUGUGUUGCCAUAUGCACCAAUAGCCCAGAACAUACAUGAGAACUCAUUUAAAUCACUGAUACCAAUGAUUUUCAUCUUAUAAAAUACUUCCUAAGAAUGGAAGAUCCUUAACUUCUCAUGCUGGUUUUACGUUUCACUCCUAAGUAUAGAGACAUUGUUCUUAAGCCCUUGGAAAGGUCAGAAAGGGAGGGAGGGGAUGUGGAAAGCAGUCAUUUAUCCUGUUUGCUGAGAUGCUGAGCUUAGCUAUUCCAGGCAUUGCCAAUUCUCUAGAGCUGUAGGUGUUUAGGAUUCAAUUGUAAAUAGGACAUUCUUUCUUGAGAUUCCAGCCUGUGGAGAGAGAAAUAUUUAAACGGGUGAGUGAGAAAAAGAUGAAUGCUAAUACCCCAGAGGGGCUGUGGCAUUUACAAACCAAGCAGACCCGCCGCCAGGGAGCGACUUCGCAGAGCCUGCUCCUCCUUAGCCUUCCUCAGUUGGCUUUUCCUGUGACCUGUGUAUUUCAGGCUCUUCUGGACUGCCGCUGUCUCCAUGCACUCUCUACAGAGUGAUGUUGUAGUGACAGGCGGUACACGACUCAGCAGCCAGGGACCCGGGGAGCAGGCGUCACAGGUCCUCUGCAUUCCCUUUUCUCAGAUUUUAGCUGCUAAAUAUUUGUGUCUGCACUGUACAUCAAAACACCAGACAAAAUUUGAUGUUAUUUGGUCUUUUUUGUUUUGUUUUGUUUUGUUUUUGCAGCUUCUCUGGGAGGUUUGUGACUUGCUAAUUAGAGUUUUUGAAUAGUUUCAACCUAUCAUUUCACAUGAACCCAAACUAAUGAAAAAUUCUUGAACACAAUGUAUUUAAAUAGGGAAAUCUAAGAUUAAGUCAUAAAUAUUUGAAAGCAAUGUAGAAAACCUUAGACAUGGCAUUUAAUCUUGUAUGAAUAGCCACAAGCAAAGAGUCACAUGACCGUUUCUAAUUAGAGCUGUGAAAAUGUAGCUUCAUUGUUGCUGACCUGUUCAUUUAUCACUUUUAACAGGGCAGUUUGUGAGGAAUUCAUGUCUGACCAGUCACUUUUCAAAAAUGACAUCUACAGGGCCAAAUGAGAAGAUUUUUUGCUAAAGUUCAGAAGUACUGUCAUUUUUAAUUAUUAUUUUUAUCAGCAAAGAGUAUUAUUCUUGAUUGAGCUGGAAAUGGGAAUAAAGAAAUGUAAAAAAAAGGAUGCCUUACAAAAUAACGUUUUGUCCACUCUGUGGCAGUUGUUGGGAAGUAUGUUAAACGCUGCAUUGAGUUUCUGCAGUUGUAAGAGCAAACAGCAGCUUCUAUUGCUCAGGCCAGGUAGAGCUAGUACAAGAUUCAUGGUUUGCAUAUUUGUUUUCUACUCCUUUUGGGGGAAUAUUGAAGGAUUGCUGAAAUACUUUUGGAGAUAGACCAAUGAAGAUAACUAAAUUCGGGACUGGAGAGAUAGCUCAGUGGUUAAGGGUGCUUGCUGUCCUUCCUUAGGACCCAAGUUCAGUCCCAGUAGCUAUGCAAGGUCACUCACAAUCCCUGUGUAACUCCAACUCCAGGGGACUCUCUGAUCUCCAUGUUGCCAACUCCCUAGGACUCAGGCACAUACCCACAAACAGAUGCGUGGUUAAAAAUAAAUCUAAAAAAUGGUUUUGUGUGUGUGUGUGUGUGUGUGUGUGUGUGUGUGUGUGUGUGUGUGUAAGCCUUUUGAAAAUGUGUAUAGAAACUUGGAAUUGGUAAAUUAUUAUGCAAUGCAAUUUUGAUAUUUUGAGUUAACUAGAACGGUGAGUUUUUAUAAUUUUUUUAAGACAGAGCCUCACUAUGUAGCCCUAAUUGGCCUAGAGCUUGCUGGGUAAAGUGGACUAGCCUUAAACUCACAGAGAUCUGCCUCCUUCUGCCUCUUAGGUGCUCAGAUUAAAGACACGCACAACCAUGUCCUGAUAGCAGUUAUAAUUUGAUAUUGCCUUCGAAGCAUUUAUACAUGAUUGGGAUCUGUAAAUCACAGAAUAAAGAUAGGAAAUGAUAAGUGGAAUAACACACGUCUCCUAGCUUUCAGCGUCUGUGGGAAGCUGUUGCUGAAGCGCUGUAAGAGAGUGGCGGAGUUGAUGGAGAAGCCUACUAGUGAUGGAAGUCAUUCAGAGGGCCUGUUGUCCUACCUCUUACAGGAGAGAGGACCUGACCUACUAUGUGCCCCUGAGAAGCACCGCAGCAGGGCCUCACAAGCAGCGCAGGCUGUUCCCAGACUCUCAGGCUACUUGCCUCAGCCUUCUGUGCUCCGUGAUUACAGGUUCAAGGGAGACGUCUCAAGUACCAAGACGGAGUUGGAAGCAGCGCUUAGGGAAGCUGAAUUGGCAUCCUGCUCAGUAGAGUUACUUUUGCCAUUGCUUAAGAACACUGUGGAAGGAAUUGGUUUAGAACAUGCUAAUCUUUCUGCAUCCAAUUUGAAGAAGAUUUUUGAACAGAAGGACAUAUUAUCAAAAGAAUUAGACACUUUUAACCGUGUGAAAUUAGCCUUAGAACAUCUUAUUAAACAGACAGACUAUGAACAAACAGGACCCCGUCCACCCUGCUUGUUGAAGGAUCUCAGUGACAGUGACAGUGAGAACAGAGACCUUAAGAAGAAAGUACUUGAAAAGGAGACCUAUAUCCAAGAACUUUCAUGUCUGUUUCAUAAUGAAAAGGAAAGUGCUUUGAAAGCAAACCGGUUUUCUCAGUCUGUCAAGGUAGUACACGAUCGCCUACAGCUCCAAAUUCAGAAGAGGGAGGUGGAGAAUGAAAGGUUAAAAGAACACAUACAGAGCUUGGAAACCCAAAUAGCCAAGUGGAACUUGCAGGUAAAAAUGAAUAAGCAAGAGGCUGUGGCCGUCAAAGAAGCCAGCAGGCAGAAGGCUGAAGCUCUGAAGAAAGCGUCCAAAGUGUACAGACAGAGGCUGAGACACUUUACAGGGGACAUCGAGCAGCUCACGUCCCAAAUCAGAGAUCAGGAAGCCAAGUUGUCUGAAGCAGUCUCAGCUUCCAAUGACUGGAAAAGUCGUUAUGAGAAAAUCGCAAUAGAAAAAACUGAACUGGAAGUUCAGAUCGAAACAAUGAAGAAGCAAAUCUCUCAUCUUCUGGAAGACUUGAGGAAAAUGGAAACUCAUGGGAAAAAUUCAUGUGAAGAAAUUCUUAGAAAACUUCACUCACUGGAAGAUGAAAAUGAAGCCUUAAAUAUUGAGAAUGUGAAAUUAAAGAGUACACUUGAUGCCUUGAAGGAUGAAGUUGCUUCUGUUGAAAAUGAACUUGUAGAACUUCAAGAAGUAGAAAAACGACAGAAAGCCCUCGUUGAAGGAUACAGAACUCAGGUACAAAAGUUGGAAGAAGCAGCCGCAAUGGUGAAAAGCAGAUGUAAAAAUUUACUCCAUGAAAAUAAACUAAUAAUAAAUAAAAAAAACACAAAGCUAGAGAAGGUUGAUGGAAACUAUAGCCUUCUGACCAAGCUUUCUCUUGAGGAGGAAAAUCAUCUGAUUCAGUUAAAGUGUGAGAACCUUAAAGAAAAAUUAGAACAGAUGGAUGCGGAGAAUAAAGAGCUUGAGAGGAAGCUGGCCGACCAAGAGGAGUUUCUCAAGCACAGUGACCUGGAGCUGAGAGAGAAGGCUGCAGAAUGCACAGCACUGUCCAGGCAACUGGAAGCUGCCCUGGAAGAAGGGAGACAAAAGGUUUCUGAAGAAGUAGAGAAAAUGUCGUCUAGAGAGAGGGCUUUACAAAUGAAAAUAUCAGAUCUGGAAACCGAGCUUAGAAAGAAAAAUGAAGAACAAAACCAACUUGUUGGCAACAUGAGCACUAAAGCCCAGCAUCAGGAUAUAUGCUUGAAGGAAAUACAGCACAGCCUUGAGAAGUCGGAGACUCAAAAUGAGAGCAUUAAGAAUUACUUGCAGUUUCUUCAAAUUUCCUACGUAACAAUGUUUAGAUAAAUUGUCGAAUCCUGCUGAUUGAUAAACUUUAUGAUUUACAGGUUAGCAGUAUUAGAAUUUGUAUGUGAAGAUACUUGAGACAUAAUUUAUUAUCUAAAUGAACUUUAAGAAAUAAUAGUUCUUAUUCUUUUGUGACAGAUAGUUUGCAUUGAACUCUGGUUUCAUUCUUUUUAAAAAAAUUAUUAAUUUUUAAAGUUUUUUUCUCCAUACAUGCAAAAAUCAGAAUUAUUCCUAUGAACCAUUGAAGUAAAUUUGUAAUAACUCUAGACCAAUUAUGAGCCAAAUACAUGACUUUAAAUAAUGUAUUUGCUUGUUUUAUAUUGUAAUGCUUUAUAAAUAAAAUAUUUCAGAAAUUUAA